AUGGCUGAGAGCGUGAGCCGGGGUGAUCAGAAUUUGGAGUUUCUAGAGAUCGUGAAGCUCGAAUUCAGGCAGCUGCGUGAGCAGCUGGUGGAUCAUGUUUGCCGAGAAGUGCGCGAGUUCAUGAACUCCAAGCACGAUGGCCACGGUCCACUGCAUGUUCGGCAUGAGCAGCAUCUGCAAGUUUUGCCGUUGCCUACGGAUGGCACGGCCAGUGCAGAAUCGUGCAAGCGCUUUAAUCGUUCUGAUUGCUCCGAGACCUCGUCAGAACAGGCUCCAGAAAUUCCGGAAGAGGGCAGCGACUGGCUGUAUCGUCCUGGGAAGGCUUUUGCUCCCAGCCGGAUGCUGAAGAAGAUCGGUGAGGAUGAUAUGAUAAAGCGCACCUCGAGCUUUGGUGGCCUGAUCACCUUGAAACGUCGCUUCUCAGGGCAAGCUUUCGAGCAGCCACUAUGGGACGAAGGAUCAAAGCGCUUUGUCAAGGACCUCUCGCACCACAGCCACCACACACCCUUGCGUAAUGCAGGCACUGCGUUCCCAUCUGUGCCCGACGUUCCCAACGUUCCGGCUCCAGCUCUCGAAGUGGAGCCCGCAAUGGGCGCAUUGGAAGAAGAGGCCGAGGAGGCUCCGGCAAAGACAGAGACAGAGCACACGGAGACGGAGACAAUCCAAGCUUUUCAGUCAAAAACUGCCAUUACGUAUCCAUCUCGUACGUCCGGCCCGUCUGGCUUGGACAAGGUCUUCUCGUUCCAGCGUCAUUCCUCCGUUGAGUUUGGAUUCAGAGAGUCUGUCCUGCAGAGGCUGGCUUGGAGAGUUGUGAGUAACAUGGUCUUCGAGUCCACAUCAAUGUUCAUGCUGAUUGCCAAUUCAAUAGCAAUAGGAAUACAGACGGAUUACGUAGCUUCAAACAUGGUCAGCACAGUGCCUGUGUAUUUGAGAGCUUUGGACAUCGUCUUCUGUAUAUUCUUUGCUCUGGAGCUUUCAGUCCGGCUUGCAGCCUUCGGAAGGCGAUUUUUCACCAUGACUGGAUGUGGCUGGAAUGUUUUGGAUCUUAUCUUGGUGAGUUCUCAAGUUGCCGAAGAGAUUCUCUUUGCUGUUGCUAUGCACACUGGAGGCGGCACGGUUCAAUACAACACAGAAAUGAUGCGUAUUGUUCGCAUCCUGCGGGCGAUCAAGGUUGUGCGACUCGUUGGUGCAGUUCGUUUCGCUCAGGAUUUGCAGCUUCUGAUCAAUUGCCUCUUCCUCUCUUUGAAGCAAUUCCUGUGGUCGGCCCUCUUACUGCUAUUGGCCAUCUAUGUGGUGGCAAUCUACAUCACGCAGGCUGCCACUGCCUACCGGCUUGAGAACUCUGAAAGCCAGCACGACAGUGCAAGCCAGCAGGAGAAAAUGACCAAAUGGUGGGGCUCCAUGCCCCAAAGCGUCUUGUCGCUCUUUCAAGGUGUUACAGGCGGCGUGGACUGGCAUGAGAUUGCUGAUCCGCUCAUCAUCGGCAUCAGCCCCUGGUUUGGCUUACUCUUCAUUGUGUUCAUGGCCUUUUGCAUCUUGGCAUUGCUGAAUGUGAUCACAGGCACUUUCGUCGAGACGAUGAGCCAACAGGCGAAGGAUCUAAAGUUGAGGAACCGUGUGCUUCAAGCACGCCGGCUCUUCUGCGAGAUCGAUCUGGACGGCUCAGGGUUCAUCAGCCCCGAGGAAAUCGUGGACCACACAUCGAACCCGGCGGUGCAAGAGUUCUUCGAGUCCAUCGACGUCCAUCCGUCGGAAGCACAUAGGCUUCUUGAAGUCAUCGACAUUGACGGCAAUGGCAAGAUCAACUUUGAGGAGUUCCUGGAAGCCUCCAUGCGUUUGAAUGGAGCUGCCAGAUCAUCUGACUUAAUCUUAUUGGCACGCGAGAUGAAGCGUUUUCAUGCGUCCCAGCUAAAGUAUUUGAGUGAUCUGAAGAGCACGCUUCUUACCCUGCGGCCUGCCCUGAUGUGA
This is a messenger RNA of Symbiodinium necroappetens, 1968 nucleotides long. Lineage: Eukaryota; Dinophyceae; Suessiales; Symbiodiniaceae. The record is from the annotation of a GenBank genome assembly.